Messenger RNA from Paraglomus brasilianum, 180 nucleotides. Lineage: Eukaryota; Fungi; Glomeromycota; Glomeromycetes; Paraglomerales; Paraglomeraceae. The record is from the annotation of a GenBank genome assembly.
AUGACCUUUACGUUAUUACCACCUAGGCGCGCUGUUUAUGUAUGGGUCGCUCUCAUCAACUACCUCCCCUAUCAGAUUUGGCUAUCGAAAUUUACCAUCCCGACUGCCAAUCUCUAUAAUUACACACUCGUAAUUCGGGCACCAAACGAUCCAGACUCGGAUUAUCUAUUGGAGAUAUAA